Molecule: messenger RNA, 3449 nt
Organism: Olea europaea var. sylvestris
Lineage: Eukaryota; Viridiplantae; Streptophyta; Magnoliopsida; Lamiales; Oleaceae
Exons: 19
Coding region: 464-2992 (842 amino acids)
Source: RefSeq, a predicted model, not a curated record
CUCUUGUGCAUGCCCCUGUUUACCCGACACUUCGCCCAACCCACGCCACCCCACACCUCGCUUCUCCUUCUCCUUCUCUUUCUCUCGCACGUAUACACACACGCGCGCGCAUAAGCAUUGAACCGAAAACCAUUACAGCGAAAAAUUACAAAGAACACGGCCUGCCGGCUGGAAGCGGUACACGGAUCACAAUUUUUGUUAUUUUGGGAAUCAUUGUAUCUGUAAAUAAUGAACGCUAAAGGGUGGUCCGUGUUUUAUAAAUUCAAGGAUCAGAGAAUAAUAUAACUUAAUUGGUGAUGGAUUUAGUGUAAAUAUUCAAAGCAUAUACCUCUUUUCAUGGUGAAGAAUACUUAUCUACUUGUUGUGUUUAUAGCCUGAGAUGCGGGGUUCUUCAUGAAUUUUAUCAGAACUGCGGAUUAAGGGGAUGCGUGUGAAUGAAUGUAAGCAUUGUUAUAAUUAGGCCAUGGAAAUGGAUGUGAAGGAAAAUGCUGAUAUGCCAGAAGAGUGGCCAAGGCCUGCGUCACCAAUUGAGGUGGUACAGCAUCUCUCUGAAGAGGCAGUGAGAGCAUCAAGUGCGGCAUUGCGUAAUGUUUCAGGUUGUACGAACUCGAAUGCUCUGCCGCCCUUGAUGCCUGGGCAUAGGCGUGCCCAUAGUGAAGUAGUGACAUCGUUUUAUGGGCGUAAUGCUAGCUGUAGUAAUUUUCAGAAAUGGAAGUCUCAGAUGCAAAGGGCUUUACAUUGGGGUAACUGCAGUUCUCGUGAUAGCGAGCAUUUUUCUUUUGAUCCAGAAAUUCUGGCAAAUCAGAAACGGCAGUGGUAUCAGCUUCAUUCCAAAACCUUGGACCUUGAGAAAUAUAAGGAGCCCACCUCACUUUUUGAACACUUCAUCAUUGCUGGGCUUCAACCAGAUGCCAAUCUUGAGGCAGUUGAGGAUGCAUUUGUCAAGAAGAAGAAAUGGGAGCAGGAAAUGGCAAGAACUGAAAUGCUUGAUUUCAAUAUGCUGCAGUAUAGACGACCUACACUUCCAAUAUUGGAACCUCAGGUACUCUUUAAGUAUCCCCCAGGAGAGAAGCUGGCUUUGCGCCCUAAGGAUUUGGCAGCGUUUUGCUUUCCUGGAGGUGUUAAGGCACGCAUACCGGAAAGGACGCCAUCAUUAAGUGACUUGAAUGAGCUUGUCUAUGGACAGGAGCACUUAUCUCGAGAUGAUUUAUCGUUUAUAUUUUCGCUUAAGGUGGCAGACAACGCAACACUUUAUGGUGUUUGCUUGCACGUACAAGAAUUUGUUCAGAGACCACCUGCUGGUUCUGGAGUUUCAUCGCCCCUUUCCCAAUCACUUGUUGGCUGCAGUCGGUUUUUGGCUUCUGCAGCUCGCUGUUAUUGUAUCUUAACAAGAGUGCCUUUCUUUGAGUUACACUAUGAGAUAUUGAACAGCAUCAUUGCGCAGGAGCGUCUGAAUCGGAUAACACAGUUUGUAACAGAAAUGUCUCUUUCCGAUCAUGUACCUUCACCAUCUGGAACUAGUGACUCCCCUUGUAUGGAAAAUGACACAGACUGGAUGGCUUCAGCAAUACCUGUUGACAGCGCAAUGGUCCUUACUGCUGCUGCAGCAGGUAUUAUAGCAGAUGACAAGGUCCCAUCAUCAAGAUGGGAGAUAGGUUCUUCUGGCAGUGGUACUGCCAGUGGGACAUUAGAUCAAGGUGAAGUGAGAGACUUGGAUAAGGAUGACGGAAAAAAUAUGCAUUAUUUUGGGGAUUGUACCCCUGAUUCCUUAGAAAAUCAGUUUGUAGAAGGGAUAUACAAAGUUGAUGACAAUGGCCACCCUCCACAGGCUGGGCCCGAUGUCUGCCCAAGGAACCACACAUUGGAGCGUCUCGGAAGUUUUGAGUCCAUAUUCAGUUCAGCUAGAUCUAUUGCGUCAGAGGAUGAUGAUGAUGAAAUCUACUUUAACCGCGAUAAAGAUUUGGGGGAUAAGAUUAUAUUGGAAUGGGCAAGGGAGAAUAAAAAUGAUUUACUACAGAUAAUUUGUGGUUAUCAUUCUAUGAAUCUUCCACCGAGGGGAAGCGUAAUUAUUUAUCAGCCACUGGAGCAUCUACAGGCCAUUGAGUAUCAACGACCUCCAAUUUCUGGCCUCGGAGUGGAUGAGAAGUAUCUAGAUCUCAAUCUUGAAGAUUCCAAGGAAGCUGCUGAGGUCAAGCUAAAACUGGCAACGGCUGAGGAAGCUGUUUCACUCGCUAUAUGGACAAUCGCUACAACAUGUCGAGUUCUUUCCCUUGAAACUGUUUUGGCAUUGGUUACUGGUGUGUUAUUGGAAAAACAAGUGGUCGUGUUGUGCCCAAAUCUAGGCAUUCUAUCAGCUAUAGUGUUGUCUCUUAUCCCCAUCAUUCGUCCAUUUGAAUGGCAAAGUUUAUUUCUUCCAAUUCUGCCAGGGAAGAUGCUUGAUUUUCUUGACGCUCCUGUUCCUUUCAUUAUUGGCAUACAGCAUAAACUAGUUGACCUGAAGAUGAAAACUUCUAAUCUGGUUCAUGUUAAUGUGGUUAAAGACCAGGUGAAAACAUGUAACCUGCCUCAACUUCCUCAACGUAAAGAGCUUAUUUCUGAAAUUGGCCCAAUCCACAGUACAUUAUCAAGUGAAGACUUUAUUCCUCAGAGGCUUCCAGUAUAUAAAUGCAACGAAGUACAGGCAGAAGCUGCUGCAAAAUUUCUAACUGUGAUGAGACGGUACUUGGAGUCUCUUUGUUCAAAUUUGAGGUCGCAUACAAUUACUAGUGUACAAUCCAACAGUGACAGGGUUUCCUUACUUCUCAAGGAUAGUUUUAUCGAUUCCUUUCCUAACAAGGACCGGCCUUUUGUUAAGCUAUUUGUGGACACACAGCUAUUUACAGUUUUGUCAGAUUCUCGGCUUUCAAGCUAUGAGAAUGAGUAUAAACACAACACAAGCUCAGAAUGUCAAGUUCAGGAUGCAAGGCACUGUGAGCAAAAUAAUGGCGAAUGAAAUCACCAUUUCAAGUUAGCCGAGCAAAGUUCCAUUUCAACGUUAUGUCCCAUAGCUUAGGAUGCAUUUUUAGGUGGAUUUAUGCAUAUAAGCAAAGCUACACACAUCUUAUGGCACACAGUCCACCAUAUAAGAACCAGAUAUGUGUUGUUCUUUUCCUUUUUUCUUUUUGGGUAAGGUGGGGUGGCACUCAACAAGGAUCUCCGUCUCCCUUCAAAUACUACAUAAAGACACUGGCAAGACUGCAACUUUCUUAAACAUAAAUAUGUCUAAAUUUUGAUGUGCAAUUUCUCAUAUUUAGUUAAGUUAUUAGACAUUUCUGAAGUAGCAUUUCGUUAAGUUGAGUCUGUACAUAUAUUGUCUACAAAUCUCGAGCAGAUGGUUGAUAUCUAUUCAGUAAACUCUUUACCAUUAACUAUGCCCAUGUAAUCUGAAGUAAAGAGUAUGGUUUGAUUUU